AUGCGGGAACUAAAUGCAACCCUUUUGCGUAUACCACUCGAGGAGUGUGAUGAGUACGAGUACCGCUCGGAAGCCUACUGGCGGUGCUACGUUAAAUACUUCGGAGAGGCGGGUUAUCACCCGACCGGCACGGUGAAAAUGGGCCCCAGUAGCGAUCGGGGAGCAUGCGUGGAUCCACGCUUACGACUUUAUGGUGUGCAGAACUUGCGAGUUGCCGAUGCCAGCAUAAUGCCCGAUGUGCCACGAGGAAAUACGAAUGCACCGACGAUUAUGAUUGGCGAAAGAGGGGCGGACUUUAUAAAACAGGAUUGGAAAGAGGAUGACCAAGGGGCGAAUGAGUCAAAGUGACGUAGUUUAAAUGCAUUAUAAGUCGAACACUUUCUUUUACAAUCACGUUUUUUUUUAACUAAUCCUCCUCCGAAAAUAAAUGCAUAAAUUUCUUUUCAUUGGAGUCUUUUUCUGCAAUGCUGCGUCAAUCUGGUCAACUGGAACCAGUCGAGGCCGCUCGAAGAAGUUAAACUGCG
This is a messenger RNA of Rhagoletis zephyria (snowberry fruit fly), 524 nucleotides long. RefSeq names its product glucose dehydrogenase [FAD, quinone]-like. Gene Ontology annotation, molecular function: oxidoreductase activity, acting on CH-OH group of donors; flavin adenine dinucleotide binding. NCBI's taxonomy places the organism in Eukaryota, Metazoa, Arthropoda, Insecta, Diptera, Tephritidae. The record is from RefSeq and is a predicted model, not a curated record.